UCUGUAAAAGUGUAAAUAUGGCGACCCAAAACAAAUAUAAUUUAAUCAAUUUUAUUAUUAUUGUCUUAAUAAAACUUUUGUAAUUAUCUAAUUUAUUGGUUUAGUUUCUUAUGCUACCGAAUAAUACUCCUUAGCUUCAUAUUAUUAUAGUAUAUAAAAUGGCGGAAUUAAAAAUAUGUAGGAUAUGUUUACGUACAGAAUCGAAAAUAUAUAAAUUCGAUCGAUUCCAGCUCAAGUAUUACUAUGAAGAAAUUAUGGCCUUAAAAGUUAAUAUGGCAGAUGGUCUACCACAAUACUUCUGUUAUGAAUGUGCAACACUAUUACACAAAUUUCACAAGUUCAAGGAAAAAUGCUAUAUUGGACAAAAAGUAUUCAAAGAAAUAUUAUGGAGAGGGCCUAUAACCUAUGAAGCAGUGUACCAAGUAGACAGAAAGGAUAGAUAUCUCCAAUCCUCAUUAGACAUAAUUACUGUAAAUACGCAUAAAGUAAAAACUUAUUUAAUUAAAGUCAAUACCAAUGAUCCUUCAACUGAUGACAAUGAAUUUGAAGCAAUAAAUGAAGAUGAUUGUUAUAGUGACCAUAAAGAUCCAGAUAUUGACCCAGUAUACAAUGAUACAGAUCAUAAUUUAGAGGCAAAUGAACAUAUCAGUGAUAUAGCAGACAUAAAAAAUGAAGUAGAAGAAGAAAUUUUAAGUAACAAAGAAACAGAUAUGAAAUUACCUUGUAGCCCAACAAAUAUUUUUGUAGACGAUAAGAAAGACAUUGUACAAAUUAAAACUAAAGAGAUUAAACUUAAAAGAAAGAAUUCUGUGGUAGCAAUAACACCAAGUAAGAAGAGAAUCUCAUUUAGAGGUAAUAAUAAAAAGACAAAUAUACUUGAGGGUAAAAACUGGAAGAAGAUCACAUUGGCUGAAGAAGAGGCAACUAAAGAAUUCAGAGCCAGAUCUGAGGAUCCAAAGUACAUAGGUGCAGCAUUCAAAUGUACAGAUUGUUUUAAAGGCUUCUCCAAACAGGAGAUGUUAAAUAGGCAUAAAAAGUUAAGGCAUAAUGAGAUAUCUUAUUCCUAUGAAUGUCGCUUCUGUCGUAUGACAUUUUCAAUGGACUGCUAUUUAAGAAAACACAUGCGACAGCACUAUACCAAAUAUCAGUGUCUUCGGUGCGACAGGAUCUGCCCAUUAGAGAGCACAGCUUUGUUGCAUGAAGAAUAUCAUAGUGGUAUCCUGAGGAAAUGCAUUCAUUGCAAUGAAGAAUUUCGGCAUAUGUCAACGUACUACACGCAUUUACGCACGCACAGAAGCGAACACGUGUGCACGCUGUGCGGCGUCUCGUUUGUUAGUGAGGCGGGGCUGCAUCAGCAUAAGAAGGUCAAGCACGUCAGCAAUGAAAUUGAAUGUCCUGAUGAUGAUGAAGAUGACGAAGUCAAUACGUUCUGUGAACGUUGCAACAUACACUUUGAGACGCGGAAGGCAUACAAGGAACAUCUGUUUCAAUCCGUACUACAUGCAGAUGGUGAAAGCAAUGAAUUACAGGAAGAUACAUCAAUACCCCGUAAAGUACUGAGCAAAAAAGAGCAAGCUAAGAUUACAACUGAAUUAAGGAAAAGGAAAUCUGAUCCUGGCCUAGUAAUCACGGGCGCUGUAUCUAAAUCUAGGCGAAGGAAAACUAAACGACUGCGGACCAAGCCUACAACAUGCCACCAAUGUGGGAAACAUUUCGAGACGCAAGCAGCGUGUAUGAAGCACCACACUUCGGAACACCCGCGCACUUCGUUCCGGCCGCCCUCCGAGAGGUACAUAUGUGAAAUAUGCGGCGCGUCGCUAGCGCCUGGAAGUAUAUCUGUUCAUCUGAACAUACACACUCGAGAGAAGGUGCACCCUUGUGAUAUUUGCGGACGGACGUUCCACGCCACCGUCGGUCUGAAGCGACAUCUAGUGACUCAUACGGGUGAGAAGCCUUUCGCGUGCACGCUAUGCGACAAGAGGUUUACACAAAGCAACAGCAUGAAGUUGCACUAUCGCACGUUCCAUCUGAAACAGCCGUAUCCAAAACGAAAUAGAAGAAAAAAGAAAGAUAUUCUACCAGAUAUGGAUGCGGAGGAAUCCAAAAGUGACGAAGAGUCUGACAGUAUGCCCGAGCCGGAGAUCCCCACACAGAAGACGGGUCUCGAACCCGUACCUGUUGCUGCCACUGUGAUGAACGGACAAGAAGAUGAUAUGCACUACUUAACAUUAUCAUAAAGGUCAAUUUAGUUGGUGGCCCAUUUCCCGUUUUGAUACAUUUUUCUAUUGACACCCCGCAGCUGCUAGUCAUAUCAUGAUGUUGUAGUCUAUAUCUUUCCUCAACUAAAAGGCCAUCCAACACUAAAAGAAUUUUGCCAUUAAGACCAUUAGUACCUGAGAUUAACACAAUCACCAGAGGAAGACUGUAAACAUUCGUCUGCGUGGAUACAUUAGUCUGUUUCAGUCGAGAUGCAGCUUGGUUUUUAAGAUGUGUUUCAGUCAGAGUGAGAAUAAAAGAGUAAUAAUUUUUAACUUAGGUGUGUUAAAUUAUUAUUAUUAUAGUGUACUAUUUAAUUAGGUGGUCAUAUACAGUGAGUGAGAUAGCAAAAAAGCGCGCUCCAGUUUGCAACCAGUUUAUUUAUUGUUGCGAUAGCAGAUAGCGCCUUGUGCGCAAAUCAUAUGUGAUGCUAUAGGUAUAACUCAACAUAUGUCUGUCACAUUAUUAACUAUUUGCAGUUGUGAUGGUACAAAUGCAUUAAUAUUUAAAAGGCGCUCGAGGACUGCCGCGGUAAAGCUAUUGCAUAGCAUUUUUUAUCAACUUAUGCAAUUAUAAUUAUUUAUGCAGUAUUAAUUUUUCUUUGAUAUUAAUUUAAGUUGUUUCUUGAUAUUAAUUCAAGUACACUUUUUGAGCGUGGUGACCGAUAAGAAAACAAUUUAUUAUACAGUAAUAAAAUAAUGAUACUUUCUUACAAACUGCUGCUUAUGUAUUCGUCAGAUUUCGGAGCAGCUCGUCUCGAUCUGUGCGAGCUUCGUACAGUAUGUUAGUUGCGUGC
Molecule: messenger RNA, 3052 nt
Organism: Achroia grisella
Lineage: Eukaryota; Metazoa; Arthropoda; Insecta; Lepidoptera; Pyralidae
Product: zinc finger protein 431-like
Exons: 14
Coding region: 159-2237 (692 amino acids)
Biological process (GO): regulation of transcription by RNA polymerase II
Cellular component (GO): nucleus
Molecular function (GO): RNA polymerase II cis-regulatory region sequence-specific DNA binding; zinc ion binding; DNA-binding transcription factor activity
Source: RefSeq, a predicted model, not a curated record